Molecule: messenger RNA, 975 nt
Organism: Gastrolobium bilobum
Lineage: Eukaryota; Viridiplantae; Streptophyta; Magnoliopsida; Fabales; Fabaceae
Product: CEN-like protein 1
Exons: 4
Coding region: 213-731 (172 amino acids)
Biological process (GO): vegetative to reproductive phase transition of meristem; flower development
Source: RefSeq, a predicted model, not a curated record
GAACACAAAUUCCAUACUUAAAAACAGAUGUCCUUUCCCGAAAUAGACAACCCUUAUGGAAUCUUUCUUCAUGAUUUCCAUUUCUGAAUCCUUGUGGCUAUAAAUGCCUUCAAAAUCUCACUUCCUAUGUACCCAUAUUACCAAGUUUUAGAGCAUAUUAUAUUUUCUUCAUCUCUCUCACACCAACAUCCCUUUCUCUUUGUAUUAUUGCAAUGUCUGGACUCAUAGAACCACUUGCUAUGGGAAGAGUGAUAGGAGAGGUGGUUGACAUUUUCAGCCCAAGUGUAAGAAUGAAUGUGACAUAUCCCACCAAGCAAGUUGCUAAUGGUCAUGAGUUAAUGCCUUCAACUAUUAUGACCAAGCCACGCGUUGAGAUUGGUGGUGAUGACAUGAGAGCUGCUUAUACCUUGAUCAUGACAGACCCAGAUGCUCCAAGUCCUAGUGAUCCAUACUUAAGGGAACAUCUCCACUGGAUGGUUGCAGAUAUUCCUGGUACCACAGAUGCCUCUUUUGGAAGAGAGAUUGUGGGGUAUGAGAGUCCAAAGCCAGUAAUAGGAAUCCACAGAUAUGCGUUCAUCUUGUUCAAGCAGAGAGGAAGACAAACAGUGAGACCCCCAACUUCUAGAGACUAUUUCAACACAAGGAGGUUCUCAGAGGAGAAUGGACUUGGUUUACCUGUUGCUGCAGUUUACUUCAAUGCUCAGAGAGAGACUGCUGCAAGAAGAAGGUGAUUGAUGAAGAUUAAAGGGUGUUAGUAAAUAAAACUUGUGUUUCAGCUAGCCUUUUAUUAUCUUAAUUAGAUUUGUCUCCUAUGGUUUUCUUAGGUUUUGGCGUGAUUGAAUAAGGAUAUAGAUGUUUGAUUAAAUCACUUCCUCCUUGCCCUUUUUUUUUUUUUUCCAUUUGUUUUGGAGUCCACAAUGGAGAGCCUUUGUGCUUGGUGGUGUUUAAAAGGUAGUUUAUAUUCUUGAUGUACUU